Xenopus laevis (African clawed frog) is the source of this 4017-nucleotide messenger RNA. RefSeq names its product serine protease 23. The record is from RefSeq and is a predicted model, not a curated record. Bases 484 to 1533 code for a protein of 349 amino acids. Lineage: Eukaryota; Metazoa; Chordata; Amphibia; Anura; Pipidae. The transcript has 2 exons.
GAAUCUACAGAUUGCCUGGACCUGGCUCUCACUUAUUCUCUUUGUAUACUCUGCACACAAUAAGGCCAUACAAUAAGGCCAUCAUGUAUACAUUUUUAUAAAUACCUUUUAACAAUCACUACUCCUGUAUUUAUCCUGCUCCUCACUACAAACCCUUUCCCACUCAUCUGAGUAGAAAGAUGAGACCAACAGGUGAUAUUCAGCAAGUGCAUACUGUGUGACAGUUAACCUACCUCCCCUAUUCAUCCUUCUUUCUGGCUCUCGGGCACAGUGUUUGCAGCAUUCCUGUCAUGCAGGAGCUUGCCUGAAACACACUCCACUCCCCCAACUCACAGUAGCUGCUGGAAGGUGGAGAAGAGGAGGGGUAGGAGGAAGGAGAGUUAGGUGACACAUGGGAAAACUGUGGCGGUUGGAGAGAAAGUGGACACAAAACUAUCACUCAUUGAGAUCCCAUUCUAGAAACAAGCUUUCAACCUUCGAGACAUGAAGAUGAUCAUUCUUGGAAUUUUGCAUUUUCUCCAGGUGUCUUCAUUCCUUAUAUUGAUUAGUGCCUCUGGACUUCCAGUGAUAGAAAUUAUCCCACAUCAUACAUUAACUUUACCACCCACAAACUUUACUGCUCUUGAUGAUCCCCAACUUAAUACUGUCUGCACUGAGCAAUGCAUAAUACAAGAAUCGCUACAGGAUCAAUUAGACCAAGGUCAACAGCUGGACUACGAGACCACAUAUUCCAAUGGCAGCCGUACACUAACUACAGUAGAGAUGAAAUUGCCAGUGAGUGACAUCAGAAUUGAAGAAGAUAGUUCCUAUUCUCUGCGUUCUCGGCGGCAAAUCUAUGGUCCAGAUGUAAGGUUCUCCAUCCGUAGUUGGAAAUAUUUGCAGGAUUUCCCUUUUGCUGCAGCAGUCUAUGUGUCAACGGGAUGUACUGGUGUGCUAGUGACUGAAAGGCAUGUCCUAACUGCAGCUCAUUGCAUCCAUGAUGGAAAAGAUUAUGUUCAGGGAGCACGCAGGCUGAAGGUUGGCUUUCUAAGACCAAGAGCAAAGCCAUCCCUACGUUGGGUGCGAGUCAAGUCCACAAGAGUUCCACGCAGAUGGAUUGGUGCACCUGCAGAACUCAGCAUGGAUUAUGAUUAUGCUCUUCUGGAACUACGGAGGCCACAAUCUCAGCCACACAUGUCUUUGGCAAUUUCUCCUCCUCUGCGGAAUUUGGCUGGGGGUAGAGUUCACUUCUCAGGUUUUGAUAAUGACCGUCCUGGGGAGCUUGUGUACCGCUCAUGUAGAGUGAAACAACAAACAGCUCACCUGCUUUAUCAGCACUGUGAUGCACAGCCCGGUGCUAGCGGCUCUGGGGUUUAUGGGCGGCUGUGGAAUAAAGGUCGCUGGGUGAGAAAGGUCAUUGGAAUCUUUUCAGGACACCAGUGGGUUGAAGUGUUUGGCCAACCAAGGGAAUACAAUGUGGCAGUCAGACUGACCCCCCCAAAAUAUGCACAGAUCUGCUACUGGAUCCAAAGCUCCAGCUGCAAAGAUGGAUGAGUGACACCAGCACGGGCGAACUGGAAUACAGCAUACAAUAGUACUUUGACUGCUACCCAUUAUGAUUGUUUCUCGUUGUUCUGCUAGACAAAAUAUAAGCUUUUAUCAAUGCACAAGAGGAAGCUCAAUAAUAACCUGAUCCAUUUCUUCCAGUUAGGAAUGCCAUAAAUACAUUUUGUAGCAACAUACAGGCUCAACCGCAGGACUUUGUUCCUUGCAAAUGUGCAUUACCAUUCUAUACAACAUGUUCAAGUUUAGGAUGAAAGUUCAAGUUGAAUUUCCCUGCCCUGCUUUCAAAACUGUACAAUAAUAUAGCUUUGUUAUGGUCAUUGUGGUCAAUGCUAGACAUGAUGGGCCAAGAGCUUAAUGACUACAAUAGGCCUUAUCAAGUGAAUGUAAAAAAAAUAAGCCUCUAAGAACUGGCAUGUGGGAGAUUGAAAGAUCUCGCCCACCAUAAAGUGCCUGAGGGCAAGUGAUGCACAGAACAGCAAAGCAUAAAGAUUGCAUCUACUUUGAAGGAGUUCCAGUUAUUUAUGAAAUGUAUUUUCAACUAUUAAAUGCAUUUAUAUAACUUUAAAAAGUAUUAUGGGAUAUAAGUGAAAAAAGUUGGUUGUAAUUGUCUGCCAGCUGGUAGCAAACCUAUUUCAUGUCGUUGAUCCUCUCAUUUGUUCAAUAGGAGACGUUUACAGUUAAAGGUUAAAAUCAUAAAUUACAGAACAAUGGACAACGACUGAAAGCAUUAAGAGAUUUGCAUUAAGCUGAAGCCUUAUUCUCCAGUGACUAAUCUCAAACUCAUAUUAAAUCAUAGGAAUUAGCAUCAGAUCAUUCAUUGUGAUCUGUGGGUCAAUUCAGUUAGAUUCUGUAUCUUGCACUUGGAGUGUGGGAUUAUUGUACCGUUUCUAUUCAUUUAGCAACAAGGGAUCACACAAAUUAAGUUACAGCCUGGAUACACUUUAUACGGUUUAUCUGUCUACAAAUCUAUCAUAAGUCAGAGGCAGAAGUGCAAGAAUGAAUCGGACUGCCAAGUUACCAUACAGAGCUAAGGCCUAAGACCCAGCUAAAUAAAGCUUUUAAAUGAGAUGUAAAAUUGUUGAGCUGUCAGUACCCACAUUAAUAAACUCAUUUGAGACAUUCCCUGCAUAUUAACUGUUUUCUAAGGGUAAUAGGGAGACUUACGGAGCUUUAAGCUUUAAAGCAGCCCCCAUAUCAUCGGUGUAUCUCCAUAGUCCUAAAAUGUUUUCAGACAUCCCCUUUUUAUGUAAUUUAAUUCACAAUCUACUCACAACCCAUCACUUCAGGGCCCCCUGUUCUCCCGGGUCUGCUAUUCAUAUAGUUACACCACUGCCCCAUAGACUUCAAUGACAAGCACAUCUUUACUUGUCAAACAGUAGUAGACUGGAAUAUGCAGUUAAAUUAUUACAUUAUAUCUGUUGCUGUGGUUUGUUAUGGGGAUUAUUUUAAGGUGAACUACCUUAAAGUAAGACCCUUUGUAAUUGUAUUCUAGGACAAUUUGUAACUGGUCAUCACUUUUUAUUUUUGUACAUCUUUCACAUCUUGACAUUUUAACUUCUAUCUGAUUGCUAGGGCUUUCUUACACUUGCAACCAAAUACCAGUUCUGAAGUCAGAAAUAAUCUCAGUAGAGGGUCUGACUAGAAAGAUAAGCAUACAAAGAUUACACUAAAAUUGAAGCCUUUGCAGACAAUCUUUUUGGUUGCCAUACAUAAUGAAACCAUAAGUAAUAAAAAGCAGCUUUAACAUACUAAAUCAAAGAUAUAGACACAUUUAAAAAAAAUGGGUAUAUUCUGGAGAAUGUGCUAGUUUCUGACUGUCUUUCUUCUGCCUGGCUCUUUUCACCACCCCCAGACUGUUGUGAUUUAAACUUGAAAUUCUGGUCCUCUGUCCAGCCUGAAUAAUCUUUUGUACUCAAUUGAAUGGUUUCUCAGCUCGUAUGUCUAUGGGCCCCACAUAUCACACAAAAAGUUCCUGAUAUAUAUAUGUCUUAUUUGGACCAAACAAUGCCUGUAUGAAGGAAGGUUAAAUACAAAUGCAAAUCAUUGCAUGCUGGGAUUUGCCUGAUUGAAUUGAUCCACGUAAUAAAAUUUUUAGGGUUAAACAGAUAAUUUCUGAAUGAUGGUAAGCAAACAAUAUUGUUUGUUACUCUGCCAUUAUAACACCUGCAAUUGUGUAACAUUCACUGGAAAUGGCAGUGCCAAUGAAAAUUACAGGGAUAAAUGUAUGACCCAAUAAAUUAUUGUGCAUUGUGCAUACUGUGCAUUUGGCUUCCUUCUCUAAAAACCUAUUUGUUUCUAUGUGGCUGUUUAAAACUGUGCCUAUAUUCAGGGUGUGUUCUAACUAAUGAUUAAUAUACAUAGGCACAGUUAGGUUUGUGUCCCUUUAAUGUGCUUAGAACAUGUCCAAAGCAUUAUGUCUUUAUGCUAUUCAAUAUCUGUUUUAAUAACAUUAAAGAGGUAGUUCAACUUUAA